This is a messenger RNA of Dictyostelium purpureum, 1800 nucleotides long. RefSeq lists its product as uncharacterized. The transcript has 2 exons. Bases 1 to 1800 code for a protein of 599 amino acids. Gene Ontology annotation, molecular function: protein binding. Lineage: Eukaryota; Evosea; Eumycetozoa; Dictyosteliales; Dictyosteliaceae. The record is from RefSeq and is a predicted model, not a curated record.
AUGACAUCAGAAUCAAAAAUUUGUAUUUCUCCUGUAUUAUGUCUAAAGAAACUAAAUGGUGUUCUUAUCGAAUUUAAAGUUAAUCCAGGUAAAAAUAGAAUAGGUAGAGCAUCCUCAAACGAUAUUUAUUUAAAAGAUGAACCAACCGUUUCAAACUAUCACGCCCAAUUAGAAUUUAGUAAUAGUAAUAAGUUUCUAAUUAGAGAUUUAUUUAGCUCAAAUAAAACAUCAAUACAAUUUAAAGAGAAUGAUGAAUUAAUAACAUUAAAACCAAAUAUUGACUAUGAAAUUACAAAAAAUUCAAAAAUAGUUUUAGGUUCUGCGACAAUGAUAUUAAAUUAUAUCGAAAUAGAAACUAAAGAAAAUGUAAAUAAAAAUGCACCAACCCCAAAACCAAUUAAUAAUACCAAUACAACAAAAUUAAACCCACCCACUAUACUACCAUCCAACACUUCUUCCACCGAGAUUUUAACAAACGUGGCAGCAACAAACGAAACCCCAUCACCCAAAAUAAACACCGAAACUGAAUCACCAAUAACAUUACCAUCCAAACCAACAACAACAAAAACAACAGCAUCAGCGACUAGUUUACCAACAUCACCAAAAUUAAAUUCCAAUUCAAAACCCAAUAACAAUGUUGAAAAUAAUAGUGUACCUAUCGAUAAUAAAAGAAAAGAGCCAGAGUCCAAUAGCAAAGCAAAUGACGAAGAAAAUAUGGAUAUAGAUAAUCACAACGACCCAGAAAAAGAACUUAAAACAAAAAAAUUAAAAGUUGUAGAUGAAAAUAAAGAAAUGGAUAAAGAAAUAGAAAAAGCUCAGGAGGAAGAAGAAAUACCAUUAUCACCUUCAUUUAAACCAGAGGAAACAGUUAAAAUAAAAGAUAAUGAUGAUAAUAAUAAUAUAAAUAAUAGCAAUGAUAAAGAAUCAUCAAAAGAUAGCCAGCAAAGCAACAGCCAAGUUAGCAAUCAAAGUGGUGAAAGUAAAAAGAAAAGUAGAAAACCAAAGAGUUUAGCAGAUGAUGAAUUUGUAUCACAAAUUAUUACAUCAACACCAUCAAAAAGAAAAUCAGUAAAACCAGAAAGACUAGAGGAACAAAUUGCAAUGGGUGAAUCUUCAUCACAAACAUCAUCAUCACCAUCGACACCCUCCAAGUCAUCCACAAAGAAAUCACAAACUACAGAAACAAAAACCAGCACAACAACAGCCAAAAGAGAUAUCAAUAUUUUAUUUUCAAUGUUUUCAGAUGAAGAGGCAAAAGAAUUAGAAAAUAUAAUAUUAAAACUGGGUGGAAAUGUAGCAAAGAAUUCAGAAGAAUGCACUCAUUUAGUAGCAAAUGAAUUAAAGAGAUCAAAAAAAAUUUUAGAGUGUAUUUCAUAUGGAAAACUGAUUGUAACAUCAAAAUGGUUAAAAGACAGCAAGAAAUCAUCCAAAUGGCUAGACGAGUCAGGAUAUCACUUGGUAGAUAAAAAAGCAGAGGCCGAAUGGAGUUUCAAUUUAGAAAAAUCUUUAGAAUUAGCCAGAAGAAACCAUAGUGACGAUACUUUAAUCUUUAAGAACUUAUCAUUUUAUAUCACAAAGAACUCAAUACCACCCAGAGACUUUUUAAAAGAGCUUAUUGAAAUUAAUGGUGGCUCUUUGGAUGACAAUCUUUCAAACUCUAGCAGUAUCAUCCUUGCAAACCCAGAUAAAGAUAAAAGAUCCUUUAAGAAAUGGAACGAUAAAGGUUAUAAAAUAUCAAAAGGUGAUUUUAUUUUACUUUCAAUACUAUCUCAAAAACUAAUUUAUAUUAACUGUGAAUAA